Lodderomyces pseudojiufengensis is the source of this 1317-nucleotide messenger RNA. RefSeq names its product tRNA (guanine-N2-)-methyltransferase. The transcript has a single exon. Gene Ontology annotation, biological process: methylation. Bases 1 to 1317 code for a protein of 438 amino acids. Gene Ontology annotation, cellular component: cytoplasm. The record is from RefSeq and is a predicted model, not a curated record. Gene Ontology annotation, molecular function: nucleic acid binding. NCBI's taxonomy places the organism in Eukaryota, Fungi, Ascomycota, Pichiomycetes, Serinales, Debaryomycetaceae.
AUGAAAGAAUACUUGAUCCUACUAGCUCAAGCAUAUCCACAGUUCAGACAAGCAGAGCUAGAGUCUCUUGCAGAGCUUCACGAUAUUCAGGUAGACUUAUCACAUCAUAAUGAAUCCAAACCAUUUUUGAAAAUAAAAUUAGAGAAUGAUGAACAAGCUAAAAAAUUAAUAUCAAGAGCGAUCUUAGCAAAAGCUAUAUUUGAAAUAUGGGGAGAAGGAGAAGAUUACGAAUCAGUUCAUAAACAGAUAAAGAUAACUUGUCAGGAUAAAAUCAAAAAAUAUGAGAGAUCUUCUUUCAAAUUCCAAUUUGAAGGUUUUAAAGGUCGACAAACUAAUUCAGCACAAAGAGACACGAUUGAAUCAUUUAGUUACCUUGAUUUUAAAGGCAAAAUAGAUCUUAAACAUCCAGAAGAAGUGUUUACAGUCUUGGAAGAUUAUGAAGUUUUUAAUCAAGAAAAAGCUCAAAAACCAGAAUAUAUUUGGUUUGGAAGAGAGAUUGGUUUGAGUGAGAGAUCCAAAAACAAAGUGGUUGAAGUUUAUGAUUUGAAAAAAAGAGGAUAUAUUGGGACAACUUCUUUUGAAGCGGAAUUAUCACUCGUAACAUGUAAUUUGGCACAAGUUAAACCAGGAAAUAUUGUUUACGAUCCUUUUGCAGGUACUGGUUCCUUUUUGGUUACAGCCGCUCAUUUCGGGGGUUUAACUAUUGGAUCUGAUAUUGAUGUUAGAAUGUUGAAUGGGAAAAAUGGGUCACUGAACAUAAAAACCAAUUUCAAAGAUUAUGGAGUUUAUCCACAAUUUCUUGACGUGUUGACAAUGGACUUUACUCACAAUGCAUUAAGAGAAAACUUUACUAUUGAUACCAUCAUUUGUGAUCCACCAUAUGGUGUUAGAGAAGGACUCAGAGUUUUAGGUGCUAGAGACGAAGCAAAAGCUGCAGGAAGAGAAAACAACAUAGUUGAUGGAGAGAUUGCUUACUUGAGAAGGGACUUCGUAGCUCCAAAAAAACCAUAUCAAUUAGCCGAUAUGUUGAAAGAUAUAUUACAAUUUGCUAGUGAAAGAUUACCUGUUGGAGGGAAAUUGGCAUUUUGGAUGCCUACUGCAGAUGAUGAAUUUCAAGAAACUGUACUUCCUCAACAUGCAAAAUUGAAAUUAGAGUACAAUUUAGUCCAACAAUUUCAUAAAUGGUCUAGAAGAUUGUUAGUAUAUGUGAAAAUGGAUGAAUCUUAUGUUGGUGAAACACGUAACGGCAUGAAAGAUUUGAAUAUAAAAAAUUUUAGAGAUAGAUAUUUUAAGGGGUUCAGUUAUAGAAGUAAAUAA